Molecule: messenger RNA, 369 nt
Organism: Pelobates cultripes (western spadefoot toad)
Lineage: Eukaryota; Metazoa; Chordata; Amphibia; Anura; Pelobatidae
Source: the annotation of a GenBank genome assembly
AUGUGCAAUCAUUGCUACUUGCUCACUCCAAGAGUACAUCCCAACUCCAACACACAUUCCAACACCAACGGACAUCCCAACACCAACACAUAUCCCAAUACAAACACACAUCCCAAUAAAACAUACAUUCCAACACCUGCAGACAUCUUAAUGCCAACACUCAUCCCAAUGCCAACAGGCAUCCCAACACCAACAGAAAUCCCAAUUCUAUACGGACAUCCCAAUGCCAACAAGCAUCACAGCACUAACAGACAUCCCAGCACUAACAUACAUCCUAAAGCCAACAUAAAUCCAAACCCCAACACACAACUGAAAAGCCAACAUAACUCCCAAUGCCAACACACAUCCCAACACUCAUCUCAACGCUAA